This is a messenger RNA of Triticum urartu, 1753 nucleotides long. RefSeq names its product alcohol-forming fatty acyl-CoA reductase-like. Gene Ontology annotation, molecular function: alcohol-forming very long-chain fatty acyl-CoA reductase (NADP+) activity. NCBI's taxonomy places the organism in Eukaryota, Viridiplantae, Streptophyta, Magnoliopsida, Poales, Poaceae. Gene Ontology annotation, cellular component: intracellular membrane-bounded organelle. The record is from RefSeq and is a predicted model, not a curated record. Gene Ontology annotation, biological process: suberin biosynthetic process; long-chain fatty-acyl-CoA metabolic process.
UGCAUUCGAGCGUCGAUUUGCGUUAUCCUGGAAGCCAUGGACGCCGCUGGGGUGAUCGGGUGUUUCAAGGACAGGAGCAUCCUAAUCACCGGCUCCACGGGCUUCCUCGGGAAAAUGCUGGUGGAGAAGAUCCUAAGGGUCCAGCCAGAUGUGAGGAAGCUCUACCUCAUUGUGCGCGCGGCUGACGCCGCAUCCGCCGAGAAUCGUGUGCUCACCGAGGUUGUAGGAACAAAACUCUUUGAUGUUCUGCGAAGCAAGCAUGGAGCUGAUUUCAACUCUUUUAUUACAAACAAAAUUACCGCUCUACCUGGAGACAUCAUUAAGGAAACCUGUGCACUUAGGAACUCUAUGGUUGAACAGAUCUAUGAAGAGAUCCAUGUCAUUGUGAGUGUAGCUGCAACUACCAGCUUCUACGAGAGAUAUGACGUCGCUCUAGCAUCAAAUACCUUAGGAGUUGCCCACGUGUGCGAUUUAGCAAAGAAGUGUGCUAAUCUCAAAAUGUUGCUUCAUGUUUCCACUGCUUUCGUAGCCGGGGAGCAAGAAGGCCUGUUAGUGGAGAAACCGCUCGAUGCAGGCAAAGCACUAAGGAAAGAUUAUAGCUUGGACAUUCAGUCUGAGUUAAAAUUAGUUGAGAGUGUCAAGUCAAAACUCAGGGUGCAAUUCUCUAACGAUAAGAUAGAGAAAAGGAAAAUGAAGGAACUCGGAUUGAAAAGGGCAAGGCACUUUGGUUGGCCUAACGUGUAUUCACUCACAAAGGCCUUGGGGGAGAUGUUGCUUGGAACCUUAGGACGAGACCUUCCAGUUGUCAUAGUCCGGCCAAGCAUCAUAUCUAGCACUUUCAAGGAGCCAAUGCCCGGAUGGACGGAGGGAAGUAGGACAAUGGAUAUGUUGUACGUAGCCUACAAUGACCAAAAACUUUCAUGUUUCAUCUUCAAUCGUAAUGUCAUAAUCGAUGUGAUACCGGGAGACAUGGUGAUUAAUGCACUGAUGGUUGCUAUGGCCCUUCAUUGGGAGAAGCAUGGAACCCAGGCAAUUUACCAUGUAACAUCGGGACAUCGGAACCCACUGCGUGGCUCCACUUUUCUGGAAUCAUUCUAUGAGUACUUCCACUCUAAUCCUCGUGUAACCAAGGAUGGGAGGAUUGUCAAGCAUGGAAGGGUGACAUUAUUCAAAAAAUACACAUUUUUCUCUUUAUACAUGAUCUUGCGGUAUAAGCUAGCACUAGAGGCGUUCCAUGUGAUGAGUGUAUUUGGACAUUCAUUGUCCCAACAUUACAACAAGCUCAACCGUGGCUACAAAUUCUUGAUACUUAUCGCAAAGUUGUACGCUCCAUAUGCAUUCUUCAAAGGGUGCUUUGACGACACGAACAUGAAAAAAUUGUGGGCAAUAACCGCUACAGAAGAGCUGGACGAUGGCUCCACGUUCGAUUGUGAUCCUGCAUGCAUCGAAUGGGGCUCAUACCUCAUCAACACACACAUUCCGGCUGCUCUGAUGUAUGCUUCCAACAAUAAUCAGAUGAAGAAAGCUGGCAGUGCAUAGGGGAGUAGAUAUAUUAAUAAACUCUAUUUCUAAUAGUAAUCAUAUAUGUCGUGUAUGUAUCUGUUGUAAUGUUUAUAUAUCUGAUGUACCACCACAUGCUCAUGCUUGCCAUGUACGUACCUGAAACGUAAAUAAAUGAAAUAUAGGUGCCUAUAUGUGUCAUGGCCACCAACAAUAUUUCAACAAUAUUUCGUGCGAUGUCACACAUGUGGUG